Poecilia latipinna (sailfin molly) is the source of this 2427-nucleotide messenger RNA. RefSeq names its product galectin-related protein B. Lineage: Eukaryota; Metazoa; Chordata; Actinopteri; Cyprinodontiformes; Poeciliidae. Gene Ontology annotation, molecular function: carbohydrate binding. The coding region runs from base 56 to 592 and encodes 178 amino acids. The transcript is spliced from 4 exons. The record is from RefSeq and is a predicted model, not a curated record.
UCUCAACUCUUGUGUCUGUCUUCCAGCAUCACCUCCCAAAUAGGAGCCGGUCUCUAUGGCAACAGGCGGGAUUUGCCAGCUGGGAGGCAGAGUCAAUCGGUCCUCAGUUGGUAUCACCGCCCCAGCUUCCACACUGCAUCACGCCCCGAGUGGAAUGGAUGACCAGGACAAGAAAGACAAUGGGCAGUACAUCGGUGAGAUUAAAGGUGGGAUGCGGCCUUCAAUGAAACUGGUUGUCAUGGGAAUUAUUGAUAAAAAGCCCAAGAGCAUCGAGGUGACCGUGUCCUGCAAGCCUCAGGAGGAAGACGUAGAGGCGGAUGUGGGUCUGCAGCUGAAGGUCAGCUUCAUGGAUAAGGCCGUCCAACGAAACGCCCGCUUGGCUGGGAAGUGGGGUCCAUGUGAAAACACACUCUCCUUCUUUCCCUUUGCUCCCGGAGAAGCCUUUAAGAUGGAGAUCGUCUGUGAACACCAGCAGUUUCGCAUCUUGGUGGACGGCCAGCCUCUGUGUGGCUUCACCCACCGGAUCUCCAAGCUCGCCUCCCUCACCGCCUUAAGAGUCUUCGGGGACCUACAGCUCACCAAGGUUGCCUAGUGCCGGCCUCUCGCCCACAGGAAGCUGAACUGAGUGUUCCCCCACGCCGCCAGGGGAGAGGGGGACGGUACACACACCGCCAUUAGAUUAGAACUUCUUUUUUCCAGUCGCCGUCAUCGGGAUGUUUCGCUGUUUUAGUUCGCCGACAAAGUUGCACCAGCCUCGUAAUCCUAUGUUGAGACAAAGUGCCUUCGCUAAGAUUACCUGACUGGAGACUUGAAGAUGCCGACUGAACUUAGCCGCAGUCGUCUUACGUCUUAAAUCGAAUGAGGAAUAUGCUUUUGAGUUGUUGUGAAUUGUUGCGAACGCGAUCUAAGGUCUACUCUUUGUUUGCAACUUUGAAGCCACAGAAAAAGCAAGUUAAGAACUCUGCAUUAGUUUUUAUCCCUUCAGAAAAGGAGGUUUCAGAAACCUGUCUUAGACUUUUCUGGAAUUAACCUUUGAAAGCUUUUCAUUUCCUAGAGUUCAUUUUGUUUUAUAAGUUGAAAACAUAGUGAAGAUUGCCAUUUUGUGCCCAGUGACAUAACAACAGGAUUGAUGGUGUAAAACAGUAGCCUAUGUUAGUGCAUGCCCUGAAAGACACAGCAAUGUAUAUGGAUUUCUCUCAGUUUAUAUUGGAUUCAUUUUUGUCCCAAACAAAAUGGCAGCAUGUUCUGAAAUGUCAGCAAAGCUUAAAAUUGCUUUUAAAUCCAUACAACUGUGGAAGAACUAUAGUUUUUCUAGAAUCAGACUUUUUUUUUUUAGCAAAGAAUUUAUACCACUGAAUUUUUAUCCUAUGCAAUUAGCUGGCAAAUUUUAAAUUAAAAAACAAAAUGUAUACACAUAAUUGCUCAGAAUAAAAUGUCGUUGUUAUAAAUUUAACAUCUUAAAAUAGUCUUAUUCUAAUGAGACUAUCUCUUCCAUAUACGUGUAUUGGGAAUGCUGUGCUUUUGAUUCCAAACCCAAAAUGUGUCAAAUUUGUUAUCUACAAAUCUCUAAAAAAUUAGAAAAAUAGAAAAUCUUGACGGUUUAAAAUCGUGAAGCGUGACCAACACGGACUGAACGGCUUUGUUCACUUCCUCUGCUGCCAUUGAAGAACUACAACCCUGCACAGGCACACUGCAAUUGCAGAAAUUCAAUUGGAGAAAUCAAGUUCAAUGGGAGAAAUCCCAGACAGAGCAGGAAGGGAAAUGAGAAUCUAGUGUAGAAAUGACCAGGCUAUCAUUCCAUUGAACCACAACUUCUGAGAACUGGUUCAUUGAGUGGAAAAAGUUUUAUUUUGAUUCACAAACAUGUUUAAUGUCAAUCCACAAUGUUAUUCUUGAUUUUCUGUUAUUCAAGAUGCUGCUCGCUAACUAGCUUGUUUUUUUUUAAUUGCCUCGUUGUAAAAUGUUUUCCCCUUUCCAACUUUUUCAUCAAAGUACGCUGUUAUUAUGAAUAAUGUCUUAAAUGACCCAUUUCAUUCUGAUUUUCAGAGAUGAAUGGACUAUAACCACUCAGUCUUUAAAUAAGAGCAAAAAGUUGUCUUUUAACAGAAUGAAUGACCUGCUGGAUUGAGCUCGAUUUAGUUACACAGAAUUAGCAACAUGAAUGUUAUCACUGUUUAUGUUUUUCUAACAUUUUUUUUUCAUCUGGAGGGAUAUUUCCAUCAUUCACCUUGAUUGAUCUAGUUAGUGAUGUUGGACUGCUGCUAUCCUGAGAACAAUCCCAUACUGAGACUCGCACGUAAAUCACCUCCGACAUUGAAAAAGCAUUCACGAAUUGUUCAGCUACCAUUUUUUGUUUUGGCACCUUUCACUGGAAUGUUUCAUAUUUUCAUACUUAAGUCACCGUAAUAAAAUCAAAUCCGUUUGUUA